UACAAACAAGCUGCUUACAAUCCAUGCGACUCAAAAUGCGAUUACAAUCCAAGUGGCCUGUUUCCUGACAGUUACAACAAAAAUGGUUUCAUCCAGUGUGGCUGUGACUAUAAGACUGAUCCAUACACCGGCAAGACCAAGCCUUGUAUAUGUUGCAAACCUUUCUAUUUGAAUUGCCCAUAUGGGACAGCUUUCGACGACUACACAAAGGUUUGUAGCAAAGCGGCCUAUGUGAAACACCAACAAAACUACGUAAAACCAGCCUACCCUCCCCCUACUUACAAGAAACCAGUUUAUAAACCAAAGAAACAAGUAUAUGUCGCUCCCACAUACGAAGAACCAGUCUAUGGUGUACCAUACAAACAACCUCGUCCAACUUACAAACGACCAGUCGCAGUUAAUCGAUAUCCAUAAUGAUUUAUGCUAGGCUUUAAAGAACUAUGGACGAAAGAGAACGCUGUAGACAAACACAUUGUAUUGUUAAUAAUCUGCAAUAAAUGGUAUUACUCUGCCUAAUUAAGAAUCAUUUUGUUGAAAGAUGUUCAAAAUUUGGUUGGACCAGUAGAGGUCAUGCUUAU
Molecule: messenger RNA, 578 nt
Organism: Owenia fusiformis
Lineage: Eukaryota; Metazoa; Annelida; Polychaeta; Sabellida; Oweniidae
Source: the annotation of a GenBank genome assembly